Messenger RNA from Sphaeroforma arctica JP610, 2185 nucleotides. RefSeq lists its product as hypothetical. Bases 169 to 1824 code for a protein of 551 amino acids. NCBI's taxonomy places the organism in Eukaryota, Ichthyosporea, Ichthyophonida. The record is from RefSeq and is a predicted model, not a curated record. The transcript is spliced from 5 exons.
UGCAUCAUUUGUAUUGUUGCAUAGCCAGCUUCCUGCUUCUUAGAAAGUCACGUAUACAUACACACAUAAAUACACACACAUACAGAUUCACAUACACAUUCAAAGUGGGAAAUUGUGUGACGUCGCUGUCGACCCACCGAAUACCGUGCUGUGUAUGAUUACGAAGCGAUGUUGGAUAGCCAGACACGAACAGACCACAAUCUUGUCCUUUGCAAGAGGAGGGCUGAAGUGGCUUGCAAGGCGGAUCAGGAUGCUGCGCUCGAUGCAGUCAAGCGUGGGGCUCAGAACGAUUAUCAGGGUAUUACUAAGAGUAUGUUACCGAACGAGAUCGGACGGUACUUGUUAAAGUUAAUAGUCUACGAGACCCCAAACGACGGCUAUCUUGAAUAUCCGCACUGUACCGUUGGGACGGCUUUCCGGAAUGCAAAUCCAUUAUACAUCCAUUGCUAUAAAACUAAACGAAAAGAUGUUCUGUUGGAGCGCUGGCAACUGAAGUUCACCUGCCACGACUUCGUAGAUGAAUUUCAACGGAAAGAUCUUGCAAAAGCCAUAGAAUAUAUUACUGAAGUGAGGCACAGGCGCAAUGGAAGUGAGUACAUCACUAUCAAUAUACAAAGCGACGACGAGAGCGGGCUCCCCGAACCAGCUUGUAACUACGUGGAGGUGUAUAGACAACUAAAGCCUCCCUCGAAACUUCCUCUUGAGAGAGGAGAGAUGGCUGUGUGCAUUAUAUGUAGCGUCAAAGUAGGGACAAACAGUUUACCAAAUCUACCAAAUUUGCCCUCGCACUGGGCAGACACACGGAUAGAGAGACGUGUUAAAUCCGAACAAUAUGCACAGUACGAUAGGACUCGGCUUUGCUCGUCAAUCAAACCCAUUGUUGGGACCGUUGGAAACAGUUUCGUGCGAAAGUUUGAUUCUAUAACAAAAGCGGAGCCCAUCCCCGACAUCUUGCCAGCAAACAUAUCUCACGCACGAUUCACAGUGAGGAGAGACCAAUUGCAAUCAAGAUUCUCAGGACAGUGUCGCAAGUGUAUAGCAACUUCCCCAUUGCGUUUUUCGCGCUCGCACUUACAAGCAGAACAACGUUUGGCAUACUGUACUUGGAAGUCGCCACCGUUAGUCGUAGCUUCUAGCAGUUCGCGAACACCGCGCCCCAGAGCUCUCAGUAUGAGUGCCGGCGCUGUUCGGCAUGACAAUGGAGAAGGAUCUCCAUCUCUUCUCCGCGCGUCGACGGGCUUCAUUGGACGCAUAGAGCAUAAUUUAUUAACCGCAAAGAUGUCGAUGAUGUGUGCUGAGCCUCUGAUGCAAUUCUCGGUUAGAUUGGGGGUUUAUUCACCAACUCGCAGCUAUUCCUCGGUUACCUUGGAUGCCAAUGUAACACACUUUGAGAACAGUGAAGAUUGUUGGACUGCUCGUAACAGCGUGUUACCGUACUGCGCCGUGGUAAAGCGCGAAGGGAACUUCGCGGACUCUAGACGGCCAGGAUGGUACAGACUUCCGAAAAGCGGGUCAUUAAAUAUUGCGAUCAUCAAUCCGAAUGGAACACCGAUCAAGGUGCUGGUUUUGAAGUACGACGUCAGCGAUAUGCCCCCAUCAUGCAAGACAAUGAUUCGUCAGAGAUAUUCCACUAGGGUGUCAGAUAUUGGGCCAAGACAUCCACCUAGACUUCGACAUGCCGCACAUGUGGUAUUGGCAACGAGCUCAAAAAACAUAGUCUAUCUCACGGGGAAUUUAACCCUAGCUUUCAUGCAUUGUGUGGAAGACUCAGAUCUAGAUGUCACAUAUGAGAGUCCACAGAACCCUCGAUACUUCCCAAUGUAAAAAUCAAUCUCAUAUACUCACUGAGGGUUGAACUACAUGCGAGCUUAAGGUGAUUGAAAGUGCACAAUCUCCAGUCACUUUUCACAUUGGGUUACAUUUGAGUCAGGCUUUGCACUCCACUGCUUUGGUCAAAUAUUUCUCCGCAUUAUUUAGGGUUUGCUUUGAGACAAGUCACGGUAUGUGUGUGCAGGUUAAUUCAGGAAUUAGAGCACGUAUAUUUAUAUGCGGUAUUUACCACACACAUGGAGCUACAUCUCCUGCGUGUCGCUAAAUAAACUUAAAAUUGAAGCAGCUCUGUUUAUGGAUGACUAAUUGAGCCGACACGCGUCAUAAAUUAUACUUGUAGUCCGCGCUUAUCGUC